Messenger RNA from Aspergillus oryzae RIB40, 1317 nucleotides. RefSeq lists its product as uncharacterized. The record is from RefSeq and is a predicted model, not a curated record. Gene Ontology annotation, biological process: DNA replication; DNA strand elongation involved in DNA replication; nucleotide-excision repair, DNA gap filling. NCBI's taxonomy places the organism in Eukaryota, Fungi, Ascomycota, Eurotiomycetes, Eurotiales, Aspergillaceae. The transcript is spliced from 9 exons. Gene Ontology annotation, cellular component: nucleus; delta DNA polymerase complex. Gene Ontology annotation, molecular function: DNA-directed DNA polymerase activity. Bases 1 to 1317 code for a protein of 438 amino acids.
AUGGCUGUCGCCGAUUAUAAGAGGUAUCUGGCCGAGAAUGUUCUCAAUGAGCGCCGGACGGUCACUUUCCGCUCGCUGAGUCGGGCUUUGAGGGUGCAUAGUACUUUGGCGAAACAGAUGUUAUACGAUUUCCAUCACAAUGAGAACAACAAGAAACCGCAGAGCGUGAAUGCGACUUACAUUAUUACGGGCGUUCAGAAAGCGCCAGCACCUGCUACGAAUGGCCAUACCAAUGGCGAAGAUAACAGAGACGAUGUAUUCCCGAGCAGUCCGUACCUGAGCAGCUCGAUGCCCAAUCAAGAUUCGGCUCCGGAUACUGUCGCUACAGCUUCCGUUCUACUGGUACGGGAGGAGGACUUAGAAGGUAGGGCGCCAUUAGUCUCUCAUGCUGGACUCGACCUGCAGCAGACGGUGUUGCAGGAUCUCAAUGUCUUGACGGAUGUCAGUCGCGAGACUGUGAGCAACCAUUCUCAAGAGGAUCCUUUGGAAUACGGAGGGCAGUGGAGCAUGAUUCAAAAUAAGAAUGUCAAGCGGAGAACGGGCUCACGGCCGCCCCCAGCACCAGCUGCUACUAAAUCGAAGCCUACUAUACCCUCGAAACGGCCAAGUGAAGCUACUUCGUCCCAGAUCAAACCAGAGCCAAAGAAGGAAGAAACUGCGGCAUCCGAGCAAGCGUCCACACGGGAAAGUACACCCUCGACAGCAUCCAAACCUACUGAAAAGGCCGCUCCGUUGAAGCGAGAAAAGAGCAACCUCUUCAGCUCCUUUGCAAAGGCAAAGCCGAAGCAGAAGAAGGAAGAAUCGGCAACGCCGGCAGAAUCGGCCGAGCCUAGUGGUGCCGAGGAUGUUUUCGGUGAUGACGAUGAUGCCGACGAAGAACCGGAAGAGCUCUUCCCCGACAGUGGAAAGUCUGCCUCCUCAGCCGCUGCAACUCGCGAAAGUCGGAAGGAACGCGAAGAGAAGCUGAAGCAAAUGAUGGAGGAUGAUGAUGAAGAUGAAGACGAAGAAAUGCCCGAUGCUACAGAGCCACCAGAAGAAUCCAAACCCAUUGAUCAGCCACCUCCGAAAAAGCCGGAGCUCAAGGAAGAGAUAACAGUCCAGGGAGGUCGACGUCGCGGCAGGCGUCAAGUGAUGAAGAAGCAAGUCCGCAAGGAUGAUGAAGGCUACUUAGUGACUGUUGAGGAGCCAUCGUGGGAGUCGUUCUCCGAGGAUGAGCCUGCGCCGCCACCUAAAAAGAAGCCAGCUGUGAGUGCGCUCAAGGGAAAGCCUGCGGGUAAAGGACAGGGCAAUAUCAUGUCAUUUUUCGGCAAGAAGUAA